AUGAACGAUCAAGAUAUUCAUCAAGUGCAGCAGCAGAACGAUGGGGUUGAUGAAGAAACCCCCUUGCUGCGUGCCCCUUCUGGCACCGAGGCAUACUCCGUCUUCACACCAACGCAGAAACGCCUCAUUAUUUUGACAGCAGCACUGGCUUCGAGCUUUUCGCCUUUAUCGGCCAAUAUCUACUACCCGGCAUUGAAUUCCAUUGCAAAGGACUUGGGAGUCAGUCCAUCUCGAAUUAAUCUGACGAUCACGACAUACAUGUUUGAAGAUAUGCCAGGGCCUCUCUCCAAUGUUAACAGGGUCAUUUGCAGACCAAGCUGGCCCUUCCCAGCACUCUUAGCUCUUCGUGCCGUUCAAAGUUGUGGCAGUAGUGGAACCGUGGCCCUUGCAUCCGCUGUCGCGGCCGAUAUUAUCACGUCCGCCGAGCGGGGUAUGUACAUGGGCUUUACUUCCCUGGGAAAUAUUCUUGCUCCUUCAAUCGGGCCGAUUCUUGGAGGUGUGUUGAGUAAGUAUCUGGGCUGGGAAGCAAUAUUCUGGUUUCUCGCUAUUGCAGCUGGUACUUUCUUCGUCCCGCUGCUGCUAUUCUUCCCUGAAACGUGCCGAGGCAUUGUCGGAAAUGGCUCGAGCCCUGCAGUCGGAUGGAAUCGAACCAUGUGGAGUUACUUUUGGACCACCUCCGAAAUGACCCCACCUGCAUUAAGUGUGCCGAGGAGGCGCUUGAAUGUCCCUAACCCAUACUCAACCCUACGUCUGCUUUUCCACCGACCUGUGGGGCUGGUGCUUUUAGCAAAUGGAGUUGUCUUCAGCAGCUAUUACGCGGUCACGGCGGGAAUUCCUGCGCUUUUCCACAGAAUCUACGAUCUAGAUGAUUUGGGUAUUGGACUAUGCUUUAUUCCUGCAGGCUUAGGGUCAUUACUCAGUGCAACUGUCAACGGAGUAUUAGUUGACUGGAAUUACCGGCGGUCUCGACGCAAUGCCGGUCAGACGGUACACAAGAACCAGAAGCAGGACAUCCUUGGAUUUCCUAUCGAACAAGCGAGAUUGCAGAUUGGUCUGCCAAUGACGAUACUUGCAGCUGUCUCAAUAGUCGUGUACGGAGUACUCAUACCGUUAAAGCCACCACUCAUGGUUGCCCUUACUGUGGUCUUCGUAAUUUGCUUUUGUAUCACGGCGGCAUAUAACGUGAUGAACAUUCUGAUCGUUGAUUUGUACUACGAGACCCCUGCUACCGCGAUGGCCGCUAACAACCUCGUGCGGUGUUUCCUGGGAGCUGGUGCUGCAGCCUUAGUUAACCCUCUGAUCAAGCGAAUUGGUGUCCAAUGGACAUAUUGUUUUGUAUCUGGCGCAAUUGCGCUAGUCACGCCAAUUUUAAGUGUUGUUUACAUGAAAGGCUGGGAAUGGCGCAAGAAACAAGCCGAAACUGAUGCACAACGGCAAACUAUACACGGGAGACUAUAG
This is a messenger RNA of Penicillium roqueforti, 1458 nucleotides long. RefSeq lists its product as uncharacterized. The transcript is spliced from 4 exons. NCBI's taxonomy places the organism in Eukaryota, Fungi, Ascomycota, Eurotiomycetes, Eurotiales, Aspergillaceae. Gene Ontology annotation, biological process: transmembrane transport. The record is from RefSeq and is a predicted model, not a curated record. Gene Ontology annotation, molecular function: transmembrane transporter activity. The coding region runs from base 1 to 1458 and encodes 485 amino acids.